Molecule: messenger RNA, 1345 nt
Organism: Lottia gigantea (owl limpet)
Lineage: Eukaryota; Metazoa; Mollusca; Gastropoda; Lottiidae
Exons: 11
Coding region: 44-1222 (392 amino acids)
Biological process (GO): steroid biosynthetic process
Molecular function (GO): 3-beta-hydroxy-Delta5-steroid dehydrogenase (NAD+) activity
Source: RefSeq, a predicted model, not a curated record
AAACAUUCUUUGAAGAAUUGAAGAACAAAAGAGAGAAAACAAAAUGAGAGAGACAGAUAAAGAAGUACAUGUAAUAACAGGGGGAGGUGGCUACCCUGGUUUCUGUCUUGGUAAACAAUUGAUACAUGAUGGUCAUCUAGUCAGGCUAUUAGAUAUUAGAGAACCUACUACAGAUUUAUUAGAUGGAAUGGAAUUUAUUAAGGGAGAUAUAAGAAAGUUAGAAGAUGUUAAUAAAGCAUUUACAGACAGUAGUAUUGUGUAUCAUAUGGCAUCUUUUGGUAUGUCAGGCAGAGAUCAGCUGAAUAAGAAAUUAAUAGAUGAAAUUAAUAUUGGUGGUACAGAGAAUGUUAUAAAAGCCUGUUAUGAAAACAAUAUCAAACGCUUAGUAUUUACCAGUACUUAUAAUGUUGUAUAUGGUGGAGAAGAAAUUAUAAAUGGUGAUGAAAGUUUACCAUAUUUAUCAGACCAUAAGUUUACAGAUCAGUAUUCUAAAACCAAACGUGAAGCAGAAGAGAAGGUAUUAGAUGUUAAUAACACAGUAACUUCAGAUGGUCAUACGAGGCUAUAUACUUGUGCCUUAAGAUUAGCUGGUGUUUAUGGUCCGGGUGAACAAAGACAUAUACCUCGAAUUGUGUCCUAUAUUGAACAAGGUUUAACAGUAGUAAUAUAUGGUGCUAAAGAGUCAAAAGUAGAUUUUUUACAUGUUGAUAAUUUAGUACAAGGUCAUAUAUUAGCUGGACAGGCUUUAUCAAAACAUAAAAAUCAAAAAGUGGCUGGUCAGGUAUAUUUUUUAUCAGAUGGAAAACCAAUCAAUAAUUUUGAGUUCUUUAGACCCUUGUUUGAAGAUUUGGGUUAUACCUAUCCUAAAAUACGUCUUCCUUUUAAUGUUAUCUUUUAUAUGGCCUUUCUGAUAGAAAUAAUACACAGUAUUGUUGGUAGAUUUUAUAAUUUUCAACCAUUGCUCACAAGAACAGAGGUAUAUAAAACGGGGAUAACACAUUAUUUCAGUAUUAAUAAAGCUAGUGAAGAAUUAGGAUAUAAACCAACAGUACAGAAUGAUUUAUCACAAGUUGUGAAAUACUAUCAAAAAAUAGGACGCGUUAAACAACCAAAAUCUUCUAAAACAUUGAAAUACUAUUUUGUUAAUUUGAUAAUAUUUUUCAUUAUAUUUUCAAUUAUUAUGUCUUUUUUACCAACUGCAACUGGUCCAUAUAUGAGGUAAUUUAAUUUGAUAUAGUCCAUUAACUAUUUAUUUUCUAUGAUUCAAUAUUCUACAUUCACUGGUUUAUAAAUUUUUUAAUGUUGUAUGUAUCUUACAAAUAUUCAAUAAAAAAAUAUUUUCCUG